Messenger RNA from Dromaius novaehollandiae (emu), 5764 nucleotides. RefSeq names its product dopa decarboxylase (gene DDC). Gene Ontology annotation, molecular function: pyridoxal phosphate binding; aromatic-L-amino-acid decarboxylase activity. The record is from RefSeq and is a predicted model, not a curated record. Gene Ontology annotation, cellular component: cytoplasm. The transcript has 15 exons. The coding region runs from base 333 to 1790 and encodes 485 amino acids. NCBI's taxonomy places the organism in Eukaryota, Metazoa, Chordata, Aves, Casuariiformes, Dromaiidae. Gene Ontology annotation, biological process: serotonin biosynthetic process; catecholamine metabolic process; amino acid metabolic process.
UAAAAAAUUCAGGAUAAGCUCAAUAGCCAUGAAGGCUAGAUCUUCACAGGUACUGUAAAUGUCUAGGAAUUUCUUGAGAGUAAAAUUCCAUAGCUGCUUGUUCUGAUCUCAUUUUCAUAGGAUGAGAGUGUAAGGAAAUUGCGGAAGAUAACUGUUUCCAAAAUAUCUGGAAAAGGAGAGAAGUCUGCAAACAGACUCCUUCGACAUGCUAGUUGGAGAAGCUCCUGGUCACUUGGUCAUCAGAGUUUCACAGCUUAUUUUCCAGGGUAACAGCAGUAGCAGCCAGCAGAGCUGAAAGGCUUUUCUGAUACUAACUUCUACCUCCCAGACCCAUGGAUGCUGCAGAGUUCCGCAAGAGAGGGAAGGAGAUGGUGGACUAUAUUGCAGAUUACCUGGAGAAGAUAGAUAAAAGACAGGUUUUCCCAGAUGUGGAACCAGGAUAUCUGAGGCCCCUCAUUCCAGACUGUGCACCCCAGGAUCCUGAGAACUUUGAGGAUGUCUUUAAAGACAUUGAGAAGAUCAUUAUGCCAGGGGUGACUCACUGGCACAGUCCAUACUUUUUUGCCUACUUUCCUGCAGCCAGUUCCUUCCCAGCUCUUCUUGCAGAUAUGUUGUGUGGUGGAAUAGGAUGUGUGGGCUUCUCUUGGGCUGCAAGUCCAGCUUGCACGGAGCUGGAGACUGUUGUGCUGGAUUGGCUAGGAAAGAUGAUUAAUUUGCCUGAAGAGUUUUUAGCUGGGAAGGAUGGACGAGGUGGAGGAGUCAUUCAGGGAAGUGCCAGUGAAGCCACACUGAUGUCACUGCUUGCUGCAAGAACAAAAACUAUUAGACGGGUGCAGUCAGAAAAGCCCGAGCUAACAGAAGCAGAAAUCAUGGGCCGGCUGGUGGCCUAUGCUUCUGAUCAGGCCCAUUCAUCUGUGGAAAGGGCUGCAUUAAUUGGUGGUGUGAAGAUAAAAAAUGUUCCUUCAGAUGAAAAAUUUACUGUUUGUGGUUCAACUCUAAAGAAAGUUUUGGAGGAAGACAAAGCUGCUGGUCUUAUCCCGUUCUUUUUUUGUGCAACACUUGGAACCACACCUUGCUGCUCCUUUGACAAACUGUUAGAACUGGGUCCUAUCUGUAAUAAGGAAAAUAUCUGGAUGCAUAUCGAUGCAGCCUAUGCUGGGAGUGCAUUCAUCUGCCCUGAAUUCAGACAUCUUUUAAAUGGAGUGGAGUUUGCUGAUUCAUUUAACUUUAAUCCUCACAAAUGGCUCCUAGUGAAUUUUGACUGCUCUGCAAUGUGGGUGAAAAAAAGAUCGGAUUUAACAGGUGCCUUUAAAUUAGAACCUCUUUACCUGCAGCAUCAUCAUCAGGAGUCUGGCCUUGUAACAGAUUACCGGCACUGGCAAAUCCCCCUCGGCAGGAGGUUCCGCUCCCUGAAGCUCUGGUUCGUGCUGAGGAUGUAUGGGGUGACGGGACUGCAGGAACACAUCCGCAAGCAUGUCGAGCUGUCACAUCAAUUUGAACAUCUAGUUCUUCAGGAUGAACGAUUUGAGAUCUGUGCUGAGGUCAUCUUGGGACUAGUCUGUUUUCGACUAAAGGGCUCAAAUGAACUAAAUAAGGCACUUUUUAAAAGCAUAAAUGAGGCCAAGAAGAUUCAUCUGGUCCCAUGCUACCUGCGAGAAAAGUUUGUGCUACGUUUUGCUAUUUGUUCCCGCACGGUGGAAUCCACCCACAUCAAGUUCGCCUGGCAGCACAUGUCACAGCUGGCAACCGAUCUUCUAAAAACAUGGGAGCCAAACCAGCAACAGCAGUAGCAGUGGUGAAAUAGCAGUGGGAGGAGGUAAUUAACUGGCUUUGUCUGUGUUGCCAAGUUAUAUUUUAGGGGCAGGUGGGAAAGUUUAAAUUAUGAGAGGAAAAAAUGCAAAAGUGGUGUUAUAUAGCCCAGCUGUAUUAGCAAAAACAUUGCCAGCAAGUUGUGUUGUAACCUUAAUCAUUGAUUCUCUGUACUGUAAUUUCAUCUUGACUGUUUUGGGGAUGGUCAUAGCCAUGGGUGCUGGAGCUGUGAUUUCUUUCCUGUUUGUAAUCAAGAGCAUUUACUGAACCAGCCAAUGGAAGCAGAACAUUGUCCCCGUUAAACCCCUGGCACAUCCACCUGGCCUUUCUUCACAGAUGAAACCAUGAGGUGCUAUAACCAAUUAAUCUAACAUUAUUAUGACCUCCUCAGAAAAAUUCAGGUUAUCAGAAGUUCAGUAACCUGUUUAUAGCACUGCUUGGGUCCUAUCUAAACUGGCAAGCACAAAUGUUGUAACAGUUUGGGGCACUGUCAUGUCAUGACACACUUGCCACAGUAAUUUUGCAAAUGAAGUUAGGGCCUUGAGGACGUCUUUCAUUAGAAAGCCAAAUCAGGGGUGAGUGAGCAUUAAAUGAAAGCUAGCAGUCCUUAUGGCAGGCUGAGUAGUCUCCCUUAAAAGGUUUGCUUUUAAGACAGCCAUUUUCUCAAAUCUCAGCAAAUGGUUUAUACUGCCUAUUGCUUUUCACUUUGAUCAUUCAUAAUGAUGCCUCUUACAAGCUCCUUGUUAAGAGUUUUGUCAAAAUCAAUGUGCUACCUGAUCUUCUGUAUUUUUAAUCAAGUUAUUACAAGCAGUAAUUACUUGAAAAAUAAUUUGAAAACUAUCUUUUGUGAAAUGUAGCCCUGUGAUUUUUAUGCCUACCAUUGUAUUUAUUUCAGUGUGUGUGACUUUAAAUCUUUGACAAAAUACACUGAAAAAUAUGAUUGCAAAAAUGCUGCUUUCAGUUUCUCAAAUUAGUUAAAAAACAAAAUAAAAUUAAAUAUGUAAAGAACAGACACCCCCCCCCAAAUAUACUUUGGGACCCCCAUCAGUGGUUUUUUUCCCAUCAACAAGUAAAUCUGGAAUAUAAAAUAAAUGUAAUUAGGUAUUGAAAAAUAAUUAAUCUUCAGAAAGUCAAAUAAUGUGCAGUUAACACACACCAUUGAUAUAUCAUCCUGCUGAAUGCAGGUACAGUAUAGAGAUGAAAUAAAGGUCAGAGACAGUAUCUGACUUAAGUAUUUCUGCCAUUUUGAAAAGAUAAAUUCCAGUCAGUUCUGCAUAGACAAGAACAAAAUGCAUGACUACUCCAAGAAAGAUAAUCUGUAGGACUUAUUGCUAUGUUUCAUUUAUUUUGAUCUUUCCCCUUUAUUGUUCUGUUUACAUUCUAAUGUAUUUUGAACAACUUUCAAAAUUGUUGAGUUUCCUUCCUCCAUCCCAUGCAACGUACUUCCUGUAUGUAGGAUGUUGCAUAUGACGUUCCAUGAAAUAUGCACCAGGACAGUUUGGCACAGAGUCUGCUCCUAUCCACCAUCUCUCCAGAAGGGAUCAAGGAAGCAGACUGUGGACCAGGAGGAUUUUUCUGAUGAUUCCUAGUUACUCCACUUCUGUGGUGCAGAUUGGGGGAGGAUUAGUCUUAAUGUGUAUGCAGCUGGCACAGAGAGAUGCGCGCUACUCCUGACACUUAAAAAAAAACAAAAAAAACAAAACAAAAAAAAAAACACCUGACCAAACUCUGCAUUUCUAGCAGGUUAAGUCAUGAGACUAGGGUAGGCAAUGGCAUACAGCUCUUCUGUUGGGCUAGUUAGAAGCUAUUUUGUCCACCCAGAUGGAAAAGCAGAUUACUGUUUCUUUAAAGAAUUGAUUUCACGUGUAACAGAUGAAGCAAGGUAUGACAAAUUAAUCUGGCAAAACCAAGUAAUAUUCAAGCAGGUGACGGAGCCAUUCCACAAGAUAUUGCUCUCAGCUGUAUCAUCAGAAAUUUUGAUAACACUGUUAUCUUUAGCAGAACCAAUGUGAAAUUAAGGUUUUCUGUGAUAGCACAGUACAACAAAUUAGUAGAUUGAACAGAGCUGAAAAUGCAGGUAGUUAUUUUUAUUAUUUCUUAUGUCUUUUAUUUUUAAAACAAUAUUAGUCUUUUCUCAUAACUUGGGAAACAAAAUUCAUUCAUAGCAAAUAUGGUCCAUACUGACAUAAUUUUUACAACUUUCACAUUAUGAAAACAUUAGAAUCUGAGUCAGAGAAGAACUACACCUUCUGUAUGAGACAGACCAAUAUAUUGUGUGUGAAGUACAUAAACAGCUUUGUCCAGGAAAAAAAAAAUCGGAUUCUGACCAAAGCUAUGAUAGAAUAAAUCUGGGAUAAUUCCACUGAAAUGAAAUGGAGUUGUUUUGGGUUUAUGUGACUAUAAUUGAAAUUAAAACCUGACUAAAAGGAAUUGGAAAAGAAAUGUGUAAUGUAAAGCAACACUACACUGAACAUAAGAGGAUUUCAGUGAAAAUCCUCUCCAUGGAAACCAGAGCACAGGAGGAUAAUACAUGCCUGUGUAAGCCUCAAACUGCUAUGGAAGUGGGGUGUGGGCAGGAUAUACAACCAAACCCAAGCACAGUGAAACAGCCCAGAAGUGUAGCCAUAGGUCCCAUUAGACCUUUGCAGGAAAAUGUUGCCAAAACAACAUUCAGUUACACCUUUUUCAGCAUAUGGAAUGUCAGUUUUAGAAGAGGCUCUUGUCCAGAUACCAAAACUCUUUUUGGCAAAGAAUUUAGGAUAAGGGUUAGGUUAAAAUACUAUAAAUAAAGUAAAAGUUGAUUGUUUUUAAAGAAGUGACUUAAGCAUAGCUUUUAACAAACAGUGGUGACAAGACCCAUGGAAUUACAUUUCCCAUAGCUAGCACAAUACAGAAAUCUUAAUUUCAUAGUUAUACUUUUUUUCUGAAAUUCUGGGAUGAUUUGACUCUGUAGUCAAUGAAGGUCUUUUUAGCAGUCUCUCAUGUUCUCUUUUCCCCAUGUGAUAAUUCCUUCCUAGAGUAUGAAUGUUAGGUCAUCUGAAAAAAAAUAAAAAGCCUGGGCUAUAUAAUCAACUUGAAGAAAAGAAUAUGUUUGAAAGAAAAAGCAUAACUGGUGUUUCUGUUCUGUAGCUCUGCAAUAUAUCUCUAAGUAAAAUGAUUUAUGGUGAUGAACACUGUAUUUAUGAAUAGUUAAUAUGUGAACCUGGAUUUAUUGUGCCUUGUGUUCAAAAGUUAAUAGUCUAUGCUGAUUAAUACUAUUUGAUGUUAAUAAUAAUUAUGAAAUCUUGGAAUUGCACUUUAGUAGAAUAUCCAGAUCUCAAAUGAGACAGUGCAGCUACUAGAUAAGGAGGGAAAAAAGCAAGUUUUCAGUAACCAUACAGUUUUUUUUUUUAACCUAGUACAAUGCUAGUACAAUAUUUACAUUCUUACUAAUAAUGACAGAUUAUAAAUAUAUUUUAUUACUGAGGGUAAAGUAUUGAAAAGACACAUUUAUCAACUGAUUGCUAAUAUAUUCUGGACUGCAUUAUAAUUACUAAAUUUCUAAUUUACUCUUGCCUUCACAUACAAGAUUCUGUUAACGGCUGGUUUUAUUUGUUGUCAACUGCAAUAUCAUAUUUGAUGAAUAGUACUCACAUUGCCAUUGUCUUAUAACUGUUGUCUAAACUUUGAGACAUUAUGUACACUUGAAUUGCUCAAAGACAGGAGCAAGCGAAAAAUAAAACUGGAAAAUCUUGAAGACUGGGAUGGUGGUGGUGAGGAUAAAAUAAUAAUCAAUAGUUAAUAUUUAAAUAGUAUAUGUGGAGUCUUUAAGACCUGACUGGAAAAAUAUUCAGACUUCUAGUGUUUUUUUAUUUUAAGUUGUGAGCCGUAGAGUUUCUCUGAAAUCUGAAUGCAAAGCCUUAUUAACCAAACACAUAGGUUUUAUUGGCAGCAUUAAUAAAUGAAGUCAAAACUA